Messenger RNA from Aplysia californica (California sea hare), 963 nucleotides. Its product is annotated as collagen alpha-6(VI) chain. The record is from RefSeq and is a predicted model, not a curated record. Lineage: Eukaryota; Metazoa; Mollusca; Gastropoda; Aplysiida; Aplysiidae.
AUACUUAUAGGCCCUCUACGUUCUACGUUUGUUCACUUCUGAUUUGCUGAGGGGAAGGAAGCUGACGCAAAAUGGUGAGAGCCAGCUUAGUUCUGUGUUUUCUGGUUGUCCUCGGUGGAGUUCAGGGUGGCGCACGGUUUUGACGGGAUUCGUCACAAAAACGGGGAACUGACAAAGACGUCCGCAGGCCUUGACUACGCCCAAUUUCUACUGACAAACUUCGGUAGGCCAGACGUCCCCCAUAUCCUGAUCACCAUCACAGACGGAGUGUCCAACAACCGGGCUGAGACUGCCAGAAUCGCAAACGUCACUCGACAUGAAGGGAUUGAAAUCUUUGUUAUUGGAAUCGGCAGACUGGACAAAGUCCAGCUAAAAGAAAUCGCCAGUCAGCCGUACAGCGAUCACCUGUUUACGGUCACAGGGUUCUUGCAACUCUCCUCUAUCUCCGGUCUGGUGAGACAAAAGACUUGUCCUGCUACCGGUCCUACCGUUAUACCCAGUGACCAGGCAGCUGCAGAGAAAGCUUGCCAUCAGAAGCCAGCGGAAGUGGUGUUUGUAUUGGACGUGUCCAGCAGUAUCUUCAUGUUGGACUUUACGAAACUACUCACCUUUGUAUCAAACCUUAUUAAAUUGUUUGACAUUGGCAGACACAAGACCAGGGUCGCUGCCGUCUCCUUCAGCACCAACGCUACCGUGGAGUUCCAUCUUGACGAGUAUUAUGAUCAGAAGGACGUGAGAGUUCACGUGGAGAAGAUUCGCUACACUGGAGGUGUCACCAACACAGACGAUGCCCUCAAACUGGUCAAGAACUCGGUGCUCACCCCAAAACAUGGCGUCAGUCCAGGUGCUGGUAUAUGUAUCGGCAUCACUUUUGAGAAGAGUAUCGGCCAAAUUUCUGCUCCUUUUGACACCGUGCAUGCUUAUGCCCGUGUUAAUGACUGUGCUCACCCUUUCUCCACGUAA